This is a messenger RNA of Penicillium lagena, 336 nucleotides long. RefSeq lists its product as uncharacterized. The transcript is spliced from 2 exons. NCBI's taxonomy places the organism in Eukaryota, Fungi, Ascomycota, Eurotiomycetes, Eurotiales, Aspergillaceae. The coding region runs from base 1 to 336 and encodes 111 amino acids. The record is from RefSeq and is a predicted model, not a curated record.
AUGCAAGGAAAAUCAGACCCGGAACCCGUUCGGGGGAUCCUGCAUGUCAGCGCUUAUGCAGUUCCCAGGAUUUCCAUGGUGAAGGCUUGGUCGCAAUCGGAAACGGGCGAGCUUAUUUUACGUCUUGGUGGUCUUUGUAUUGCACGGCCUACCGAGGUGAUUGAUGGAUCUGUUGCUUCCAUUGUCUAUCUAUUCCACGAGGAUGAAAAUGAGGAUCGUCCUGUCCGAACCGUUUUGGUCCCCGAGGUUCCCGAGCCCGACCUCCGCAACAUGGCGGAUCCAAAUCCCGAUGGAGCUGUGUUCACGCUGUAUUUUGUCACAAUUCCAAGCCGGUAG